AAGCGGUCAGACGGCCAGACCACGGAGGAGGACGAGAGGAGAAAGCGUCAAGCUAAAUGUUGCCAGUCAAGACUAGUAAGAGCUGUUAGUUGGGUCUCGUACGCAGUACUCUGGCAACAGGAACACUGUUAAGUAAGGGUGAGCUCCUUACAUGUGUUGUGAGGUUAACACAGCUAUGACAUGCAGUGCAACUUAGCAGGUAUUUUAAAACACAACUAAAGGAGUGAGGAGAGCAGUCAACGCUUAGAAUAAACAGGCAUGACUACACAGCCACCAACACACCCCGGCCAGUCAUUGGUGGCGGCGGCCAGGUUCGUAUGAGCGCUCAGUCCACCACUAACAGCGGGGACAACAGCAAGCAUAGCGAGACCAGCAACAGCCAGGAAGAGAACAGACUUCAACAGUAAGACAACGACGAGAUAAACACCUUACACAGUACCAGGGAGAGGAUGGUCAAAGUGUCAGCAAGAACAGCAGGUACAAGGAAAAAGGCAGAUUUAGCAGCAUAAAGAAUAAACAUUAAGGAUAGCAAGAAUAGUAAAAGAGACGUAAGUAGAGCAUUAACCUCAGAAGCUGUCAAGAGCAGCAGCACCAGUACCAGCAGGCACAGCUGAGGUAAUAAGACAAAAACAUUACUAAGAAAAGUAGGCAUAGCAACGGUAGUAGCAACAGAGACAGCAAUAUGGCGGAGAUGGAGAAGUCGGUCACACAGCUGGUGGAAGAAGUGGAGGAGUGGAAGAAGCCAUCCCAUGCCACCCAGUACUUUGCUGCUUUCUCGGCAUCAAUGAGUGCCAUGGCUGUAGGCGCAGCCAUCGGUUACUCCUCCCCUGCCUCUGCUGCACUUCGUUACACAAACUCCUCUGACGAAAAUUCCGAUGCUUUCUACCUGACCAAGGGGGAAUUAGGUUGGUUCUCUGGGUCCCUCAGCAUCGGGGCGCUCACGGGUUGCAUGCUAGCCGGAUUAUGCAUCAACAACAUAGGCAGGAAAGGCACUAUGCUGGUGUCUGUCGUGCCUCUCUUGAUUGGCUGGAUCCUGAUAGGUUUAGCUCAAAACCUAGCCAUGUUGAUUUGUGGACGCAUCUUGUGUGGAGUGUGUACAGGCAUCAGUUCCCUCGUCGUGCCCACCUACACCACCGAGUGUGCAUCUAAGGACAUCAGAGGAGCCUUGGGAACGGGUUUCCAGUUGUUCAUUACGGUGGGCAUUUUGUACGCUUACCUGUUUGGUUCAGUGAUGGAGUCAUGGCGGUGGCUGACAGCGGUGUGUGCUGUCCUGGGUCUGGUGUUCCUUAUGCUGGCUGUCUUCCUCAAGGAGUCGCCUCACUACCUCCUCUCUAAGGGCAAGGAAGCACAGGCCAGGCAGUCUAUGCAGUACUUUCGAGGUAAGUCCUACGACAUCGAGCUGGAGAUGGCGGAGUUGAAGCAGUCCCUAGAGGAGUCGUUGCAGGUGAAGGUGAAGAUGAGUGACUUGACGAAACCUUACAUCUUGAAGCCGCUGAUAAUCACUAUGCUCCUGAUGGUGUUCCAGCAGAUGGCCGGCGUCAACGCUGUCAUCUACAACAUUGUCAUCAUUUUUCAGGACUCCGGCAAUACGUUAUCCGACGACAUGUGCACCAUUGUCGUAGGUGUCGUGCAGGUCCUGGCCACCGCCUCCUCCACCAUCCUCAUCGACCGUGCCGGGAGGAAGGUGCUCCUCUCCCUCUCUGCUUGCUUCAUGUCAAUUUCCAUAUGUGAGUGUAGUGUCUCAUAAGUCUUUGCAUAAAGAGUGUGAACCUUUCAAGCAUGCAGGUAUCCCCCUGGUUACGGAAGGGUAACGUUCCUAAAAAUCUUUCUGUAAACUGAAAUUUUGUAAUGCGAAACCUUUUUACCAUUGACUCCCAUUAUAUAAGUUAAGAUGCGUACCCAAGGAAAAAAAUUUCAGCCCAAAAAAUAACACAAGCAUAUACAGGUAUAUGAACGAAAAUAAACACAUACAAUGAUUAAUUCAUGAUGUAACACGACAAUAAAUGCACACACUUGAUUUUAACUCACCAGAAACAAUGUUGAGUGCUGCAGGAGGUGGUGAGGUGAAGUGGUGCUACCAGAAUUAUUGGGAGAUACCUCUUUAAAACACCAAGUUUAAUGCCCAAUGCAAUUCCUUUAUGGGAUCUUUUAUUACCACUGCUUUUACUUAAACUUGAUGGUCUUUUUCCACUCAUCUUGAAUAAGGGUACACAGUAACACAGAUGCAUAACUGAACACAAACUGGGGAAAGAAUUCUAACUGAGCAACAUCACUCAGUUGCUGGCAACUGGAGA
Homarus americanus (American lobster) is the source of this 2294-nucleotide messenger RNA. Its product is annotated as facilitated trehalose transporter Tret1-like. Gene Ontology annotation, biological process: transmembrane transport. The coding region runs from base 683 to 1747 and encodes 354 amino acids. The record is from RefSeq and is a predicted model, not a curated record. NCBI's taxonomy places the organism in Eukaryota, Metazoa, Arthropoda, Malacostraca, Decapoda, Nephropidae. Gene Ontology annotation, cellular component: membrane. The transcript has 7 exons. Gene Ontology annotation, molecular function: transmembrane transporter activity.